UGUGUUGUGGAUGGAUAGCUGGGAGGAGAGAGAGGAUCAGUCUGUACAGCUUCUGCUAGAAGAGAGAACAAAAGCCUUCUCUUCCCAAUCAGCAUGGAUCAAGACGGGGACUUCUCAGUUACAAUUCCUCUGGUAUUUACUGCACUCGCAGUCAUCUUAGCCACCGUUUUAAUCAAACUCUAUUCUGCAGGAGGAAAGCAGCAGCCUGAGGUUGCCCAAGAAGAAGAAGAGGAGGAGGAGGUGGAGGAGAGAGAGACAGAACCUUUAGAAAAAGAAGAGAAAGCUAAAGAGGAUAAUAAUGUAGCAGAGGAUGAAGGGAGUAAGAGGACUGAAAGGGAGGCAAUCCAAGUGGAAGAUGUUGGGACAGUUGAGGAAUUGCCACAAGCAAAAGUGAGGGAGACAGAGACGGAUGAGUGUGCAACCAAAGAGAGGACCCCAUCCAGUCAAUCUAGUCAGGAAGAAGAAGACAGUAAGGAAGAAGAAUUUGAUACAGAAAGUGAUAAAGUCUUGAAAAUAAGUGAAGCAGAUGAUGCAGAUGACGAGGACUUCUCCUUUAAAUACUUACCAGGAAAACUACGAGGUAGUGAUUAUGAGAAAAUGCUGACAAAGGAUGAGCUAGAGGAAGAACAGAGGAUUGAGUUGACCUCUGAUCUUACAUCCCUGUAACACGUACAGUGCCCACGCACUGUUACAUGUGAACUGAAGAUGAUAAGAAGUUAUCCAUACAGUCCAGCUAAAGAGAUUUACUGAAAAGAUCAGAUCUGCCCACCCCAACAAUAUUAUGUCAGAAAUGCAAAAAUAAGAGACCCUUCCAUAGGAGAACAUCAAUCUUUUCUUUUUCGGAGAAAAAAAGAAAAAUCUAUUAUUGAAAUGAUAUAGCUGUGAGGAAGAUGGGAUUACUAGACACAAUGCAUGAUCUUACAAGUCCUGUACGGGAUCCGGUCUGAAGAUCGACAGUGUCUAGGUCGACAAUGUUUAGGUCGACCACUAUAGGUCGACAGUCACUAGGUCGACAUGGAUGGAAGGUCGACAGGGUUUCUAGGUCGACAGGUCUAAAGGUCGACAUGAGUUUUUGACAUUUUUUUUCUUUUUUUUGGAUUUUUUCAUACUUAACGAUCCACGUGGACUACGAUUGGAACGGUAAAGUGUGCCGAGCGAAGUGGUAGCGGAGCGAAGGCACCAUGCCCGAAGCAUGGCGAGCGGACGCGGUGCACUAAUUUGGGAUCCCGGUCACUCUACGAAGAAAACGACACAAAAAAAAAAAAUCCUCAUGAGAACCUUCAGACCUGUCGACCUAGCACAUGUCGACCUAGAAACCCUGUCGACCUUCCAUCCAUGUCGACCUAGUGACUGUCGACCUAUAGUGGUCGACCUAAACAUUGUCGACCUAGACACUGUCGAUUUGAUGAACCACACCCGUCCUGUACUGCUCCAGGAGUGGGUCUGUUCACAUCACGUCUGUAGGAGACAUACAUUGUGAAUGGUGGUAUCACUCUUUCUAUUAACACAGUAUUAUGACCUAGUGCUUGAUAGAUAAAUAUCAGCUAUGGCAAAAGGAUUGUGCAAGUCCCUCUGGCGUGCAUUGUUUAUGUUAGAGGGGAUUAUAUUGCAUCCCUGCAUUUUAUAAAAAGCUUUGACAGGAUUUAUCCUUCUGUGCAAUAUCCGGUUUAAAUCUAUGCAAAUAAUGCCUUAUGUUGAGAUAUACAAUGUAGCUUAAUGCUUAAACAUAUUCUUUAAGUGGCAAGAUAACCACAGCACAUUUAAAUGGGAGAUUCUUUCAGUCUCAUUGACUCUGGAGUCUAGUGUGGACUGAUGACUUCUGUGGCAAGACUGAAAUGCCCUAGAAUUGCCUAGCUGGGCUUUGUAAAGGUUUAGGUCAGAGGUUCCCAAAUGCAGUCCUCAAGGCACGCCAAUGGUCCAGGUUCUAAAGGGCCCUACACACUGGCCGAUUUUUUGAAAGAUAUGAACGAUCUCGUUCAUAAAUGAAUGAGAACUCGUUCAUAUCUUUCAGUGUGGAGACUCCUGCGAUGAACGAUGCGCGGCCCCGCGCUCGUUCAUCGCUGGUCUCCCGUCGGCUGUGCAUGCAGGCCAAUAUGGACGAUCUCGUCCAUAUUUGCCUGCACUUCAAUGCAGCCGCGUGACGGGGGGAGUGAAGAAACUUCACUCCCCCCGUCACUGCCCCCCCGCCGCCGGGUCGCUCGUCGGCCGUAUCCGCCGUCGGGCAGCUCGGCGGCGGGACGGCCAGUGAGUAGGGCCCAUAAGUUUAUCCACGCUUGGCCACACAGGUGACUUAAUUAGAACACUUAGUCAAUUUAAUUUAACCAUCUGUGCCAUGUAUAUACCUAAAACCUGGCCUGUUAGGAUGCCUUGAGGAUCGUGUUUGAGAACCUCUGGUUUAGGUAUUAAAAUCCUAUGCAGAAUUUAAGUAGUUCAAUGCCUUCACUAAAUGCUCUCUUGCAUCCUUAGCACUACGUCUUACACAUCCUUCACUCUCUAAUACAUAGGUCUGCAAACUCGGUCCUCAGGACCCCACACAGUGCAUGUUUUGCAGGUCUCCUCACAGAAUCGCAAGUGAAAUAAUUAACUCCACCUGUGGACCUUUUAAAAUGCGUCUGUGAGUAAUUAAUACACCUGUACACCUGCUGGGUUACCUGCAAAACAUGCACUGUGUGGGAUAAUGAGGACAGAGUUUGCAGACCUAUGCUCUAAUACAGUGGUUCUCAAACUCUGUCCUCAGGACCCCACACAGCGCAUGUUUUGCAGGUAACCCAGCAGGUGCACAGAUGUAUUAAUUACUCACUGACACAUUUUAAAAGGUCCACAGGUGGAGCUAAUUAUUUCACUUGUGAUUCUGUGAGGAGUCCUGGAAAACAUGCACUGUGUGGGGUCCUGAGGACCGAGUUUGAGAACCUGUGCUCUAAUACAUCCUUCACGCUUGAACAAUAUUUACACUACUCUGUUCACCGGUGAUACUGUAUCAUGCUGAAUGCCUUUACUGCAAUGUUUGCUGCUAUAGCUGCCUUCACAUAGACCUAUUCUACCCUAAUUAUAACUGGACGUUUCUGAAAAUUGUACCACAGGUAACUGAACAAAAGAUUGACAAUGCCCACAGUAGCCAAUAAGUAAUUUGCUUUUAUUUUUAGAACUAGGAAAGUGACAGCUUGAUUUUAAUUGGUUGCAGUGGGGAAGUUAAUCUUUUCUGCACAAAUAUCUUUGUAAACGUUUACAUAAAUGUCCCCAUUAAAUCAUGAAAUUGUCUUGCAUGAAGGUAAACCUGUGUCGCCUACACAGUGGAAUCAGCCAUUUUUCUGGGCUAAACUGUUAUUCAUGAGAAUGCCGUCAAUUCACUGGAAUUAUCAGCAGCUUUUGCACUCUGUGAUGUCACUAGUUGUUAGUGCAUUGGUAGGCUGAAUAAUUUUUAAGCCUAUGAAACAGCUGACUCAGCUGUGUGUUGUAGAUAGGUACACGUUAUAAAUAUUAAAGCUGUCCAAUUGCAUAAUUAAUACUCCAUGUUCUCUCCUGUGUAAUUUAUAUAAUCCAGGCAAUAGAAGCUUGCCAUCUCGUUGCUGAUUAAGAGGUGACGGUUUCCAUUCCACCAAAGUUAGAUUGCAAGCUCUGCAAAUUGAGGUGUGAGUUUCUUCUAUAUCUAGUUUGCAUGAUUCAAUGUAGACAUAUUGUAUUGUGUGUUCUCCUUGCCAGGGCACAGAGGGAACAGCUGGGUGCCAUUUUUAAGAUGAUGGAGAGCAAUCGUGAGACCUUUGGGAUGAUGUCAGAAGGAGAUUUGAAGGAUCAA
Pseudophryne corroboree (corroboree frog) is the source of this 3793-nucleotide messenger RNA. It is a transcript of the gene MXRA7, whose product is annotated as matrix remodeling associated 7. The record is from RefSeq and is a predicted model, not a curated record. Bases 94 to 666 code for a protein of 190 amino acids. The transcript has 5 exons. Lineage: Eukaryota; Metazoa; Chordata; Amphibia; Anura; Myobatrachidae.